Molecule: messenger RNA, 690 nt
Organism: Esox lucius (northern pike)
Lineage: Eukaryota; Metazoa; Chordata; Actinopteri; Esociformes; Esocidae
Gene: pfdn6
Product: prefoldin subunit 6
Biological process (GO): protein folding; chaperone-mediated protein complex assembly
Cellular component (GO): cytoplasm; prefoldin complex
Molecular function (GO): protein-folding chaperone binding
Source: RefSeq, marked provisional
AGAUGGAAGAAAAACGAAGAGGAGUUAACCACGAUUUUCUAGAUCUAGCCAGCAGAUUUGUAUCUAUUUAUAAUACACAAGGUCUUGAUAAGUAAAUAUCUACCGUAGAUAUGGCAGAAGCGAUUCAGAAAAAGUUACAAUUGGAACUAGAAAAAUACCAACAAAUGCAAAAAGAUGUCAGUAAGAGCAUGUCAGCCCGACAGAAACUGGAGGCUCAGGUGACGGAGAAUAAUAUAGUCAAGGAGGAGUUGGAUUUGUUAGACACCCAGAACACAGUUUACAAGCUUAUAGGUCCAGUUCUGGUGAAGCAAGACUUGGAGGAAGCCAAAGCCACUGUGGCAAAGAGGCUUGAAUACAUCAAUGGGGAGAUUCAAAGAUAUGAGAUGCUUCUAAAGGACAUGGAGAAAAAGUCUGAACAGCACCGUGAAGUCCUGUCGAGUCUCCAGCAGGAGUACCAGAGGGCUCAGGGCCGGGCUGUGGGCAAGGUCUGACCAGCAGGUGGCGCUGGAACACAAACUGACAGACUGAAUCCAGCCACGGUGUUGCCGCUCAACCCACAAUGUCGCUAUACAUCAGACGACUUACAUAGACUUCUUCACCUCUACUCAUUGUAUGCAGAUUUGGUGGCCAUUAGUGCGAGUUUUCUGUUGCUGUUAAUAUGAAUAAAUCGUUUUUCUUUAUUUGUGAUUU